GAAUGGUUAACAGUCGAUAUCGAGGGAGCUUCAACUAGCAGCGGUCGCGAGACAAUCCAUUCCUUACUCUGACCUUGAGGCUCCACCGAGUUCUUUUGCAUCUUCUGCGAGUUCGAAGCGAUUGCUGGAAUUCCUGGUUGAUCCCGGCAAAGCAUCUGGCUAUACCACACACUCCUCCGGCGUCUUGGUUAAACGGAACGUGUCCUCUCGAUCCGAAAGCUUACAACGACCUGAAAACAUCGACAAACAGCCAACCCCCUUACAACGAUUCAAUCAACCCCCUCGGUUCCUGGCAAAUAGGAACUACGCGCAAUACGGCCUCCGCGAUACCCCUUCUAAACGAUAUUCGGAGAAAAGAAAUUGCCCUUCAUGAAUAUCUUCCGAAUCACGGGAGACCUCUCCCAUCUCAUAUCCAUCUUCAUUUUACUUCACAAGAUGCGUACAUCGAAGGUUGGAGGGUCCCCCUAUCUCCCAUCCUUUGUUUGAUAGAUAGAUAUCGUGUUCGCGAGAUCGAUUCCAUUACACUGAUCGUGGCCCGCUGAUGAUUCUGUGUGUGCGCGAUAGAGUUGCAUAGGAAUAUCGUUCAAAUCUCAAGUUUUGUAUCUCAUUGUUUAUGUCACACGUUAUCUAGGUACGGAAAAUUAUGUUAUCUGUUGCCCAAAGAAUUAAAACCCCCACGAACUUUCUUCCUCGGUGCUGGGUGGCUUUUUGUGCACCUCUCGGAUCCUAAGUUUUGGUUUUUUGGACGACUGUUCUGACAAGUUGCAACGAUCAAGAUUUGCUAUGGACCUUCCAGCACUCGGCCUACAAUAGCUUGAUGAAGAUCAUCUUCAUCGCCUCGUCAGCGUACACAAUUCACCUCAUGUUGAAUGACUUUAAGCCAACGCACGAUCCAAACAUUGACACGUUCAAGGUCGAGUACCUCAUUGGUGGAUCGGCAAUCUUGGCCCUACUGUUUCCUUACAAGUGGACAACAGCAGAGGUAUAUUUCCGCCCACUUGAUUGACUAGAACCGGACAGUGUUUCGUAACGAUGGGUAGCGGCGUUGGCAGCGAACUUUUUUUUUUUUUCCCCACACACUGUUCCUGCUGCCGCCGCAUACCGGCCGGUCUAGUUCCUGUAGGAGCUUUUGGGGAUUUGUGAGGCUGAUCGGGUGUUGCUAUUUUUUUUUUCCACAAUUAGGUUCUCUGGUCGUUUAGCAUUUGGCUCGAAAGUGUGGCCAUUCUGCCCCAGCUUUUUAUGCUGCAACGGACAGGCGAGGCGGAAACGAUAACAACGCAUUACAUUUUCGCGCUGGGCGCAUACCGAGCAUUGUACAUCCCGAAUUGGCUGUAUCGGUACUUCACGGAAAGCUUCACAGAUCCCAUCUCCACAAUAGCGGGUAUUAUUCAGACAAUCCUCUAUUCCGACUUCUUCUACAUCUACUAUACUAAGUACGGGUUACCCUUCCUUCUCCUGAUUUUCCCGGUUUCCUCCAUCCCGACCCCCACCCUGAAACAAGGCUGCCGAUCAUCGGUAAAAUGAGGAGGGCCAUUGAUAGGUUAAGCUUUUGGAACAAGACUAAUGGACCGUGCCGAUAAACAGGGUAUUGAAGGGUCGCAAGUUCGAGCUGCCAGUCUAAAAUACUGCUAGAUGGGUUGUACGCGCAGCUCGCUUGCCGCGUGUGCGUGUCGUGGAUCCGACCGCGGGGAAGAAAAUUCAGAGUUGUUCAGGAUACGAUAUCCCUGAUAUAUAAAGAGCGGUGGGUAUAAAAAACUUUCAUUGAGCUGUGGGUCUUGUUUUUUUUUUUCUUUACUUGGCCUCCUCUCUUGUUCAAAUAUUCUUGGCACUCUGGUCCCAUGCAGCGCACCGCCUGUAAUUCUUGGGUGGAGGGGUUGCUAGGGUUUGGGAUGCGCCGAGAGAUUUGACGGGCGAGGGCGUGGAUGCAUUUUGUCCUUUUAUGUCCGAUGGAUGGCUCAGCCGGAUGCGGGGAGACCGUUCAUGGGAGGGCUUAAGCGGAAACGUAUGGAUUUGGAGCUGUGCAUUUUUUAUAGAGGGUUCAUGGGCAUUAGUGAAUUAAAAAGGUUACAGCAAAAAAGCAAAAAGUGUGAAAUAGAGGGUCCGUUCUUGCUUGCAGGGCUGGCGGUGCCAGCGAAGGACACCACCCAAGAGAAUAAUUUGGAAAAAGAAAAGGGAAGGGGAAGGGGAAGCUUAAUAAUCAAGGGGUUCUCUGUGCUUUACUAGCGAUACCGUGCUAGUUGUUCCUCAUUCGGUUUCCCGCUGCACUGCAACUUGUACAAUUGUUGUUUCUUUUUAUAAAUACCGUUUCUUGAACCCCUUC
Messenger RNA from Tuber aestivum (summer truffle), 2320 nucleotides. NCBI's taxonomy places the organism in Eukaryota, Fungi, Ascomycota, Pezizomycetes, Pezizales, Tuberaceae. The record is from the annotation of a GenBank genome assembly.